UCAUACAUUCAGUCAUAUACGAUAACAAUGGAGCAAGUAGAGAGUAGCGCGCAGGAGGAGCGCAGCCUCGAGCUCACUCUGGGCUUUGCUGUGUGCGUGACGACGGCCCCGCCCCUCCCCCGCUUCUUCCCAUGCGUCUACUGCGACAAAAAGUUCGGCACCGCGCAAGCGCACGGUGGCCACCAAAACGCGCAUAAGCAAGAGCGCGCCGUCGCCAAGCGCCUCCGGGAGACCGCUGCUGCCACGGCGCAGUCUUGGAAGGCGGGGAGGGCUGCCACCACUGCUCAGAUCUCCGGGGAGCCUGCAACAGGCUCCGUGGCGCACAUGCGCGGCAGGAGCUCGUCGGAGCGCGACCACGAGCUCGACUUGGCUCUCCGGCUGUAACCGGUCGGCUGAUCGAUCAAACUCUGCCAGUAUCCUUGGUCCGCACCCUUUAUUUCCGGUGCUAGGUACGUUAUAGUUAGCUAUAACCAUUUGUUUCAAAGUUCCUGCUGUGUAUGCGUUGGAUUCAUAUCAGCGCUCUUAUAGUUAACUGGAUAUUUGUUUUUAAGGUCUA
Molecule: messenger RNA, 556 nt
Organism: Triticum urartu
Lineage: Eukaryota; Viridiplantae; Streptophyta; Magnoliopsida; Poales; Poaceae
Product: zinc finger protein 6-like
Molecular function (GO): DNA-binding transcription factor activity
Source: RefSeq, a predicted model, not a curated record